Molecule: messenger RNA, 2995 nt
Organism: Melanotaenia boesemani (Boeseman's rainbowfish)
Lineage: Eukaryota; Metazoa; Chordata; Actinopteri; Atheriniformes; Melanotaeniidae
Exons: 19
Coding region: 93-1955 (620 amino acids)
Source: RefSeq, a predicted model, not a curated record
AUUUUUAUUGACUUCCGGUGAUGGGUUUCAGUUCGGCUGGCGCGAAGAGUAAUAUUUACUGACCAUCAUUUACUUUUAGGAGUUAGACAUUUAUGAUGAGCUCCGGGGAAAACAGUGGAGAAAUAAUUAUCCUUAGUGAUGAUGAUGAUGAUGAUGACAAAGAUCCGGAAAAUGAUCUGUCUUGCCUUAUUGUGGAGAUGGAGGAAGUAAAGAAGACUGACUGUGUGUCACCUCCAUGUACUUUGCAAGAGGACGUGAUUGUGACCUUUUCCCGUCGUGCUGAUGUGCUACCUCACGCUCGUUACGACUGUCCUGUACACCCUUUCACGCCUUCAGAUUGUGACACUAAUGCUCCUGUGGCCAGUAACCAGCUCAUUUGUGAUCAGUGCUUCUGCUACAUCUGUGAUAAGCUGGCUUCAUCGUGUGCAAUGUGGUCAUGCAGUGGAGCGUGCCACUGCAACAGCCACAAGAAAAGUGACUUCUGGAACAACAUUAGAAACUGUGAACUGCUGGGAGAACUGAAGAUUUUCAACCUCACUCUGUCGGAAGUAGACUCUCACCUCCGACAAGCAGAAAUGAUGCUGCAGAACUUCAGACAAGAGCUGUGUACACUCUUCCCAUACUUAAAGUUGGGAGAGACGCCGCUGCAGGACUACAGCGUGGACCAGCAAGGCUUUGUCCCCAAUUACACCUCUGUCUUUGAGUUUGUGUUAUCUUUCCUGAACAAAGCGGAUAAACAAGACAGCAGAGCGGCGGCCAUCUUGAAUCUUGGAGCUGCACAACAUUUUAUUAGACAUUUCCAAGUAUCAGGGCCAACAAUACCAUCUCUCAUGGCUAGUGUUUCUGCAGCAAAGAUGAUGCUACUGCAGAGAGUCAUAACAUCAGUCCAGAGAUUGAUGGUGAUGGCGGAUUUAGCUCCAGAUUUCAUCUACAAACUGCAGGAUUUUUACCUGAAAAGAAUAACUCUUCCAGUUGAGAUGAAGGGCAUGAGGAACAGGCUGUGUGUUCGUCCCUGGGAUGACAUCCUGUUGGUUUCUGUGCUGAAGGGGCAGAAUGUGUCUGGGAUCCGUAAGGACAAAGGCAAAAAGGACGUCCUGACUGAACAGAUUUCUGUGGUUCUACUUAGAACUGAGCUUCUUCAGAAACAGUGCAGGUACAGAGAGUUAUGUCGAUAUCUCCGAGUCGUCCAGACUGAUGAUUCCGAACUCUUCCAGAUGAUACAGGACCUCAUGCCUUUCUUCCUGUGCAUGGAGGGGGACUUUACAUCGGCUCUCACAAGUUUGUUUCCCUCAGUGAACUCCCCCAGCAUCCGCUUCACCUCACAACUCUUCCUCUUUUAUCUUCACAUCUUUAAAACUGCAACUGCACCCAAGCUGAUCGUCAGUCAUCCAGGGCAACUCUGCUGUUCUGCUGCAGCGUGGGAACCAAUCAAAGAUGCUGUCCCACUGAAGCAUGUGGAGCUGGUAAAGUUUGCUCUCAGGGCUCUGAGAUGCUCUCCCAAUGUCUACACUGAUUGUCAGUGUUGGUCCAGUUUACUAACAAUCGUCAACUCACCUUCUGGCUCGCUCACUGCGCUACCUGAACCCAACCCACAAUUUCUUCAUGGAGCGCGGGAUGUGGUAAAUUCAAUACUGUUGAGUCAGCAGGGCUCCAACAUGCAGAUCCCACGGUCCUUUCUGGAGGUGUACCCAGAUCAGGCAUUGUUGCUUUUGGUAACAGGAGCUUUAGGUUUCAAAAUCCUGAAUUCUCCUCUGAGACCAGCGCUACCUGUGCUCAGCACUUUUAAGGACAAUUUGUGGGCAUUUCACUGGCUGUGUGAAGGGUUAUCUUCACAUGGACUACGCCUUGAAUCCCUCUCUCUGGAGAUCGCACAGGAAGUGGCAAACACAACAGGCCAUCCAUUGACUGUUAAACUUGACUUCUCGCCAGCAAAUGCCCCCUCGAAAUCAAACUGAUUCCAGGUGUGGCCUGAUUCAGCAUCUUCAACAGCUUGGCAGCUGUGGGAGACCUGAAGCUGCCGACAGCCGUCUCUCUACACAUGGCUGAAUAUUACAGAGCAUUAGCUACUUCCUGGUGAUGUUGGCCUGAACCUGUACGCACAGAGCAGGUGUUGGUAGCUUGCUGCUCAGACUGAAUAUUCUUAAUAUAACUUCAUCACUUUAGGUUCUGAUCUUUGUGCUAACAGCUAAAACCAGACAAAAGUUUAAUUUUGAAGUGUAAGUUUUGUUUAUUGAGUGUUUUAUGUUAACUACUUUGUGAAAAUGCUUUUGGAUAUUUUUUUUCUUUCGUCUAAACAUGUUUUGUUGCACAGAUAAUUAUCCUGGUAAAUAAACCAAAACUUGUUUUUAAGAGCCAUUUUGAAAAAAAGAAAAAUCUUUAUUUUUAGGUAAAUCACUGCUUAGACUUUAGAACCAGUGAAAAGAAUGACUUUAUUUUCAGUGUAGUCACAGUGAAUUUGUCUAAAAAGUAUAAGUAAAAUAAUUUACGAAAACCUUGUUGCUUUCACAAGUUCUUUAACUGUAUUGACCAAAUCACAUGGUCUGCAGGGCCAUAUGUGCUUGUGUAAGACCAAAUCUUUAAUCAGACUGUUAUAUUCUGUCUCCAUGUAUGACGUUAGGGCACAAAAUACAAAAAUUAAUGUGUUCUUGUAUAGCGUUGUGUGUGUGCGGGGGAGAUGCUGUUUAUUUCAACAGCUGACUUUUCACACAAAGAAAAAACAUGACUGCACUUGCACAAAACUAAAAAUCUAACCAAAUAUCAACAUUUAUCUAAUCUCAUAGGUGCUACAAACAUUUUUGAUUGCACACAAAGUACUGCCAUUAAUCAGGAAACAGCCACAAAGUAAAGCAAUUUCUCUGGUUUAGAACCAUGAUGAACCUUGAAAUAAAGUUUCAAUGCAAAUAUCAUCUGCAAUGAUGAUGAAAUGUAAAUCUUUUCCUUCAUUUUAUCGUUGAGUUGCUUAGAUUAAAAAAAGUCAUUUAAAUAAUUUUGUCUU